This is a messenger RNA of Colletotrichum higginsianum IMI 349063, 246 nucleotides long. RefSeq names its product Thioesterase superfamily protein. Gene Ontology annotation, molecular function: fatty acyl-CoA hydrolase activity. Lineage: Eukaryota; Fungi; Ascomycota; Sordariomycetes; Glomerellales; Glomerellaceae. The record is from RefSeq and is a predicted model, not a curated record. The coding region runs from base 1 to 246 and encodes 81 amino acids. The transcript has 4 exons.
AUGACGGGCGUGUCAACUGACAUCAACGUCACGUAUCUGAACCCGGGGGGGAAGCCCGGCGACAUCAUGACGGGCACUGCCAUCUGUGACAAGAUGGGACGCACCCUUGCAUACACGACCGUCACCUUCUUCAACAAAAAAGGAGAGCUUGCCGCGCGAGGCAGUCACACCAAAUACAUUGCAAAGACAUGGGAGACGGAGGACUUUGUGGCGCCGGAUGAGUAUGUGGCGGAGGAAGAGAAGUAA